This is a messenger RNA of Acanthosepion pharaonis, 870 nucleotides long. The record is from the annotation of a GenBank genome assembly. NCBI's taxonomy places the organism in Eukaryota, Metazoa, Mollusca, Cephalopoda, Sepiida, Sepiidae.
AUGCCGAUAGCACUUGACCCUUCAAGGCUUGAUGAAGGUGAAGGUAUAGAAACCACUCUGGUUCGAAAUGGAUCUAAAUAUCAUCAGAGUUGCCGAUUGCUGUUCAACAACACCAAGUUAGAAAGAGCACAGCAAAGAAGAGCGGUCCCGAGCACCUCCAGAGCAACAGACGAACCUCAAAGCAAGAGACGAAAAUCUGCAGACAUUCCAAAAGUGGAAUGUUUCUUCUGUGAAGAUGAUGUUAUUUUGAAUCAGCAAGAGGGGAUGACAGAGAGACUAAAUGAACACCUCAAUCAAUGUGCCAGAACCCUGAAUGAUGGAAAGCUCCUUGCAAAGUUAAGUGGCGGAGAUGUUGUUGCCCUGGAGGUUAAGUACCACCUUCGAUGCCUCCAAAAAUUGUACGAUGCUGAAAGAGCAUACCUCAAUUCCCUAGAGAAAGCAGAGAGUAGUGAUCCAGGGAAGGAUUUAUACCCAGUGGCCUUUUCAGAACUAGUUAUCUACAUCAUGGAUAGCAAAGUCACCAACACAGAAUCAUCACCGGUUGUAUUUCUGCUUGCUGACCUAACCUCACUCCACAAGCUUCGCUUGGAACAGCUUGGGGUUGAUUCACCAAAUGUCCACUCUACCAGGUUGAAGGAACAGCUACUUGCUCGGAUUCCAGAACUUGAAGCCCAUAAGAAGGGACAUGAUGUACUCCUUGCCUUCAAAGCGGACAUAGGACCAGUGAUCCAUGAAGCUAGCCAGUAUAGCAAUGCUCUCCAUCUAUCUAAGGCAGCAGAUAUCCUGAGAAAGACAAAAUUCCAGCACAAGACAAAAUUCAGCAGGCGAGUCCACUCAAAAGAUGGCUUUGGUGAAGGGAGGAGGCUGUAG